This is a messenger RNA of Talaromyces marneffei, 3117 nucleotides long. RefSeq lists its product as uncharacterized. The transcript is spliced from 2 exons. NCBI's taxonomy places the organism in Eukaryota, Fungi, Ascomycota, Eurotiomycetes, Eurotiales, Trichocomaceae. Gene Ontology annotation, molecular function: alpha,alpha-trehalase activity; carbohydrate binding. Gene Ontology annotation, cellular component: fungal-type cell wall. The record is from RefSeq and is a predicted model, not a curated record. The coding region runs from base 1 to 3117 and encodes 1038 amino acids. Gene Ontology annotation, biological process: trehalose catabolic process.
AUGUAUAGUACAAGUGUAACGCUCCAGGCCUUGUGCCUUCUGCCCCUUGUGACAGGCCUCCCUCUCAACGAGCGCGUAGACCAAGCCCUGCACUCAUACGAUUUGACCUCAAACCUCGAAUCCCGCAGCAACCAACAACACCCAAAACAUGGUGCUACCUACCAAACCCAAUUCUCCGGCGUGACCUGGGACCAACGCAACUGGCGUCUUCAAAGCACCAUCCUCGACCAGGGCCACUACGAAUCCCGCGGCUCUGUCGCUAAUGGCUACAUUGGUUUAAAUGUUGCCGGCGCUGGUCCAUUUUUUGAACUGGAUACCGCCGUUGAAGGCGACGUGAUCAAUGGCUGGCCGCUGUUCUCGCGUCGACAGACGUUUGCUGGGUUAGCGGGUUUUUAUGAUCUGCAGCCUACGACUAAUGGGACGAAUUUUCCUUGGCUGUAUCAGUAUGGUGAUGAUAGCGUGAUUAGCGGUGUGCCGCAUUGGGGUGGCUUAGUGCUGGAUUUGGGGGGUGGCGAGUAUCUGGAUGCGACGGUGGAUAAUGCGACUAUUUCGGAUUACACGACUACCUAUGAUUAUAAAGCUGGUGUGUUAUCUUGGGAUUACAAGUGGUCGCCGAAAAACUCCAGUGGAUCUUUCCAGAUUGGUUACAAGAUCUUUGCGAAUAAGCUUGAUGUUAAUCAGGCCGUGGUAAGGUUGAGUAUUACUCCGUCCGCGAAUGGGUCGGCGUCCGUGGUGAAUGUGAUUGAUGGGUAUUCUGCUGUUCGGACGAAUUUUGUCUCGUCAGGAAAUGAGAGUGACGUUAUCUUCACCGCUGUCAAGCCUGUUGGUGUGAACAAUGUGACUGCGUGGAUAUACGCUGCCCUUGACGGAGAUGAUGCUUUUGAUUUCUCUUCGGCGACGCUCGUCAACGACAAGCCAUACGUCCACAACAAUGACUCUUCAAUCGCGCAGUCUGUAAAUGUCAAGUUCACUGCCGGUACUACCAUCGCAAUCACCAAAUUCGUCGGUGCCGCGUCUACUGAUGCUUUCCCUGACCCCCGAAGAACGGCUAGAGAAGCCGCAUUGACUGCUCGUCGCCGAGGAUUCGACGAUCGCCUCCGCUUACACGUCUCCGAAUGGGCCCAAGUCAUGCCUGAUGACUCUGUCGAUGACUUUACUCUUGCAAACGGCACUUUACCCAAUGACACGUUCAUAAUCGAAUCUGCCGUCAUGGCCGUCGUCAAUCCUUACUACCUACUACAAAACACCGUUGGCCCAAACGCUCUUCGUCGAGUAAACAAUGCCCCCGUGAACGACUGGAGCAUUUCCGUUGGCGGCCUGACUUCGGAUUCUUACGCAGGUCAAGUUUUUUGGGAUGCCGAUGUGUGGAUGCAACCUGGUCUGGUUGCUGCAUUCCCUGAAUCUGCUAAGCGCAUCACCAACUACCGAGUAGCGAUAUAUGCUCAGGCUUUGGCUAAUGCAAAGACUGCCUAUACAAGUUCACAGAACCAGUCUUCGUUCUCAUCUGAUGCUGCGAUUUAUUCAUGGACAAGCGGACGGUACGGUAAUUGUACUGCCACAGGUCCAUGCUGGGAUUAUGAGUAUCACUUGAAUGGCGAUAUCGGCAUUUCGCUUGUCAACCAGUGGGUUGUCAGCGGUGAUACCAAGACGUUCCAAAACACUCACUUCCCUAUUUACAACUCUAUUGCGACUUUGUACGGGGAUCUCUUGAAGAAGAAUGGAAGCUAUUACACGCUCACGAAUAUGACUGAUCCUGAUGAAUAUGCCAACAAUGUCGAUGCCGGUGGAUACACAAUGACCUUGAUUUCACAGACAUUGUCGAACGCCAACACAUUCCGGAAGCAGUUUGGUUUGGACGAGAAUAAAACCUGGACAGAGAUGGCAGACAACAUCCUCGUAAUCCGCGAAAAUGAGGUGACCCUCGAAUACACAACUAUGAACAACAGCGUAGCGGUCAAGCAGGCUGAUGUGAUUCUAUCCACCUUUCCAUUGGACUAUACCAAAAACUACACCACGAGCGCCGCUCUCAAUGAUUUGGACUACUACGCGCUGAAACAAUCCCCCGACGGCCCUGGCAUGACAUAUGCUAUCUUCUCCAUCGUAGCCAACGAUGUUUCUCCCUCCGGCUGCUCAGCCUACACCUACGCCCAAUACUCCUACGACCCUUAUAUCCGCGGUCCAUUCUUCCAAUUCUCCGAACAAUUACUAGAUGACUACACCGCUAACGGCGGCACGCACCCUGCUUUCCCGUUCUUGACUGGUCACGGAGGCGCAAAUCAAGUCGUUUUGUACGGAUACUUGGGACUUCGUUUGCUACCAGAUGAUAUCCUGCACAUUGAUCCCAACCUGCCACCCCAAAUCCCAAGCGUCAAGUAUCGAACUUUCUACUGGCGCGGCUGGCCUAUCCAAGCUGCCUCGAACUACACGCAUACCACAAUCCAGCGCGCAACGACCGUAACGCCAUUGUCGACCGCCGAUAAGACCUAUGCUAACAAGAGUAUCUCCGUGCAAGUCGGGCAAAACACCGAAAGCUCCGCAACCUACUCUUUGCCCGUAAACGGCUCGGCAUUGGUCGUUCCUAACCGUAAAAUUGGAUCCAUCAAUACCGUCGAGGGCAAUAUCGCGCAAUGCAAAUCCGUGCUGUCGACUGAUACGUAUCAACCAGGUCAAUAUCCGAUUUCGGCGGUUGAUGGAGCGGCGUCGACGAAGUGGCAGCCUAAAUUUGCGGCGAAUGUUAGUUCGUUGACCGUUGACUUGACCGCUAGCAAUGCCAACACUGUGUCGGGUUUCUAUUUUGAUUGGGCUCAGGCACCGCCUACAAAUGUCACAGUUGUCUUACACAACUCUCUAUCUGUCUCCCUCGCCUCUUCUCACGGCGGAAACUCAUCAACAGCAGUGACCAUAACAAUCUCAAACCCCUACAACGCAUCAUCCUACAACGCGGAUAUCAUCAUGUUGUCGUCUAGCAAUACAACAAACUAUACAUUCCCAGAACCGGUAUCAAAGCCGAGGUAUGCGACUUUGUUUGUGCAGGGAAAUCAGGCGCUGGAUGAGACGGACAAGAAAUUUGGGAAUGGGACUGGAGCGACGGUUGCGGAGUGGGCGAUUUUGAGUUGA